AUGUCUCGGAUCGCAAAGGAUCAGAUUGUGGAAUUCUCAAUGGAGGAUGUUCAGUCGGAGAAAGUGCGACAUGACUGCUCCCUGCUUGGUCGCCUUUUCACCGACCAAAACUUCUCUCCCCUUGAGGUGCGUGAACUGGUGAACAAUCCUUGGCAGGGACGUGGACGGAUUAGAGUGAGAGCAGCUGCACAUGGACUCUUUGAGUUCGUUCUACCCACUAAGACGGCGAAGACUUGGGUUCUCAAGCAAUCGCCGUGGAUCCUUGGUGAUAAAAUUCUACAUCUCCGUCCCUGGAUCUCGGCUGCAAGUCGACGAACUUUUGACGAGCUUGCUCUCGUACCCUUCCGUGUGCAGCUGUGGGAGAUCCAACCGGAGUGCUGCACCCAUCAGUUUGGGCGCAAAGUCGCGGCUGCCAUGCUCGGACGAGUGUUGGAGGUGGAACUAUUCUCAUGCUCCGAAGCUGAUCAGCGCUUCAUCAAGGUGAAAGUCUUGCUGGAUUUCUCCAAACCCCUUAGGUCCCAGAUUAUGGCGACUAAUGACGAGACCGGGGGCUUUUGGAUUCGUCUAAAGUAUGAAUAUUUACCGAGUUUCUGCUAUCAUUGUGGGAGGGUGGGUCAUUCCCGCCAAAUGUGCACGUUCCCCCCGCCCGCCGGCAAAGAAAGGUUUGGACCGCAAAUGUCAACUAAAAAGAUGGGCCACAAGCUCUUUGAUGAAGAGGACCAGUUGCCUCAAUACCCGAAGAGAUCAGUCUGGGUUAAUCAAGAGACUCGGCCAAAUAAGGGGAGUACUCAACACCCUGCUCGUGACCGUGUAGAUGAAGGGCGGAGGGAGAGUGAAGCGGAAAAGAAGCCACUGAUUGGUGACAGCCCACUAUGGAUGGGCUCUUCCACAAAUCCGUUUAUGGAGACUAAGCCUCCUGUGCUGCGCCAGGGACGUAGCCCGCACCGAUUCCCAGUUGCCAAAGGCCCGAAAAUUCAGCUACGAAGUCAGGGUCGUAAACAUCCGCUAUCGGCGAAUCAUGUCUCUCGUCCGAUUGGGACUCGCCCACCAGGGACAGAGAAUAGAGGAAGACGCAAGAAUAAUUCUCUUAAACAAACAGUCCUGGCUGAUAGUUGCGUUGACAAAUCGAAGGAGGGUACAAGGGUUUCUCGGCCUGCCUCUCCGACCCCUGCUCCACCGACCCGUAGCCAAAGUCUGGAAGUGUCAAGACGUCGGCGUAUUAUCCUCGAGGAUGAGUCCGAAGAUGAGUUCGUGGUUCAGGAGGUCCCCUUGAAGAAUAACUUGGCUCUGCCUAAAUCGGGGUCUCGAGCUUCGAAAAAGAAUGGGAGAAAAUCAAAGGGGCAGGGUAGCUGGGUUUUGCGAGGGGACAAACUGGUGGAUAGGGCGGCGGAGCAAGGUCCCUGCCCACCCCUGGCUACAGCUACAGCUCGGCCUCGGCGUGUCCGCAACCUAUCGAAGGGUGUCACCCCUGAACCUAGGGUGCAUGACGAGGUGGGUGCUACUUUGGAGGUGUCGAUGGAUACCUCUCCACAGAGGAAGACUGUUUCGGUGGGUCCUCUCCCUGAUGUGUCCAUGCCAGAGGAUUCAGACGAGACCCUCUCUGAAGAUGAUCACCUAUCUUUCGAGAUCAAACGUCGUGGGCAUGGCGGCCGUCUUCCUUCGGGAGAUAACCAACCUGGCCGAGUGCAAGAGGUGGUCCAGGCCUUUGAGAGUGGGUUAAUCGUGAAUGAAUCUCCCACUAAGAAAUGGGUGCGCAGACCCCGAUCAAUGGAAGCGAACAAGCAACAAGACUUGGGUGUCAAUGAGGAUGGUCAGUUAGGCCUGAAUGUGUAUGGUUCCAACAUGUGUAAUGCUGCCAUUGGGGGAGUUAAACGCUCCUUGGAAUCUGUUGACGGUGCCAAUACUGAGCCUCCCAUUCCAAAGAAACAAUUUGUGGAAGAAACGGAUGAGCUAGAGAAGGUGGAGGAAGCCAGCCUCGAAUGGCCCCAGCCGGAUAAAUGA
Linum trigynum is the source of this 2001-nucleotide messenger RNA. The record is from the annotation of a GenBank genome assembly. Lineage: Eukaryota; Viridiplantae; Streptophyta; Magnoliopsida; Malpighiales; Linaceae.